AUGAAGAAAGUUCUGACUAUUCCAUCAGAAUGUAUUUAUCCAACACAAGAUAAUGUUGAGGGAAAUCUGGUGCUAUCCAAGGGAGAUUAUAUUAUCAAGUCAGAUGAUACAAAGUACAUGGCAAUAGAGCUUCUUGGUGUAGGCACCUUCGGACAAGUCUUCAGAUGUGUUAGCAAUGAAGGUGAUGAAGUGGCAAUAAAAGUGGUUAAAUCUAUUAACCGGUACUUUCAGUACGAAAUGAACGAAGUUCGAAUUCUCAAGCAGUUGAAAGAGCAUGGACUAACCGAGCACUUUGUGGAACUAUUUGAUGCUUUUAUAUACAAGCAGCAUCUCUGCAUCGUUAUUGAGCUUCUGGGCAAGAAUAUGUACGACCUAACGAAGAUUUUUAGAUUUACAGGCGUCAGCUAUAACUUCUUAAGAACCUUGCUUAGGCAGAUACUGGAAGGGCUGCAUGAGCUUCAUAACUUAGGAAUUAUCCACUGCGAUUUAAAGCCCGAAAACAUACUUUUGGCUGACUACUUUACAUAUAAGGUUAAGAUAAUUGACUUUGGGUCCUCAACCACAAGAACUCUUUCUUCCAGUUUCUACGUUCAAUCUAGAUUUUACAGAGCACCUGAGGUCAUACUUGGCAUCCCAUAUAGCAGUUCGGUGGAUAUGUGGUCUUUUGGAUGCUUGGCUUUUGAGUUGUUCACUGGCAAGCCACUAUUUCCAGGGAAAGAUAAUAAAGAUCAAAUAAUGAAAAUUCACGACUUUUAUCCAAAUGGAUUGCCUUUAUUUAUGUUGGAGCAUGGUAGUAAUACCAGUCUAUACUUCAAUGCUGAAAACGGAUAUAAAUCAGAGCCUAACUCUGAUAAGUUUACUGCUCAGCACAUGAUUGAUAAAAUAUACUCCAAAUACGGUACAAAAGAAGAGCAUGAAAUGUUCGUAGAUCUGUUGAUGAGGGUGCUCAAUCCGUCAUAUUUGGAAAGGUUGCCUCCACAUUCGCUUUUGAAACACGAAUUUUUCAACAUUCCCACACAGUUACCUGGCGCAGACAUUGUCAGGUACGGCGCUAGACCAACACCAAGAGAAGAUCCAAGGAUGAGGAAAAUGUCGCUAUACGACUUUAGAUCCUAUGAUAUGGAUGAUGAUAGCUUUACAAAUAAAAGAAAAGGGUCUUUGUUUGAUCCUGAUCAUGAAAAUAGAUAUAAUAGGCAAUUUUAG
Molecule: messenger RNA, 1203 nt
Organism: Vittaforma corneae ATCC 50505
Lineage: Eukaryota; Fungi; Microsporidia; Nosematidae
Product: CMGC/DYRK/YAK protein kinase
Exons: 1
Coding region: 1-1203 (400 amino acids)
Biological process (GO): peptidyl-threonine phosphorylation; peptidyl-serine phosphorylation
Cellular component (GO): cytoplasm
Molecular function (GO): protein tyrosine kinase activity; ATP binding; protein serine/threonine kinase activity
Source: RefSeq, a predicted model, not a curated record